AUGAAGAAAAAGGUAGAUAAUCGAAUAAAAACGCUUGUUGAAAAUAAUAUUGCCAUAGGGCAACGAAGUAUGUUUAUAGUUAUAGGGGAUGAAGGAAAAAAUGUUGUUAUGAAUUUUUAUUUUUUAUUAAAUCGAUUAAUUACAAAUAAUAGAUCACUUAAUAUUUUAUGGUGUUAUAGAAAAAAACUCGAUUUCUGUACAAGCAAAAAAAAAAGAUUUCGUGAAAUGAAAAAGAAAAUAAAAAAAGGAACAUUCGACACACAAAUAGAUAACAACUUUGAUUCCUUUUUAAAUAAUGCAAAUAUACGAUAUUGUUUUUAUAAAGAAACACAAAAUAUUUUAGGAAAAACAUAUUCUAUGUGUAUACUUCAAGACUUUUCAUAUAUAACUCCAAAUAUAUUAUGUAGAUGUAUUGAAACUGUGAUUGGUGGUGGAAUUAUAAUAUUUUUAAUAAAUAAAUUAGAAGAAUUAAAAGAUAUAUAUAAUUUAACAUUAAACUAUCAUAAAAAAUAUAAUAUGAAUGGAAAAUGUAAUGUUUAUAAUAAUUAUAUUUAUCGUUUUUUUCGAUCUUUAAAUACUUGUAAAAAUGCUAUGUUCAUUGAUGAUGAAAUGAAUAUAUUACCACUUAAUGAUAACCAUUUAAAUAUUACAAAAAUAUUAAAUGAAAAUUCUCAAAAUAUGGGAAUAUAUUCUGGAAAAAAAAAUAAUAAUGAAACUCUAUUUGAAAAAUCAGCAACCCUAGGGGGGUUUUUAUCCCCUGACAAAAAAAUGCUUGCAAAAAAAUUAGAAUUUUUAGAGGAAAAAUGUGAAGUACUUGAAAAAAAAAGAGAAGAAAAAAAAAUAUCUUUAUAUUCAUCAAAAUUUUAUAAUAAUAAAGUAAAUAUAACAAAUGAAAAAGUCGAAAUAAAUGAAACACAAAAUAUGCAAAAUAAUUUAAAUGAAAUAGACAAUGAUGCGCAAUAUGCAUUUCUUGACAAAAAUAUAAUAAAACUUUUUAAAAUAUGCUUAAGUAUCGAUCAACUCGAAAUUUUGAUAAAUAUAUGUAAAAUAUUACGAAAUGACAAUGAAAAAAAAAAAAAUAUAAAAGAAAUAUUAUUUAAUUUAUUAGCAAAUAGAGGUCGAGGAAAAUCUGCUACUUUAGGAUUAAUUUUAUCUUUAAGUAUAUAUUUUAAUUACAGUAAUAUUAUUACUUGUUCAGGUAAUAAUGAUAGUGUUCAUACGAUUUUUGAAUUUUUAGAUAAAGGGUUAAAUAUAUUAGGAUAUAACGAAUUUAAAGAUUAUGAAAAAAUAUAUGUUAAUGGAAAAAUAAAAGAAAUAAUUAUAUUUAAAAAUAUAAAAUAUUUAAAACAAAAAAUCAGAUACUUAGAUAUAAUUGAAAAUGAUAAUAUUCCAAAUUGUGAACUUAUGAUUAUAGACGAAGCUGCAUGUAUACCUAUAGAUAUUUUAAAAAAUAAAAUAAAAGGUGAAAUUACUAUUUUGUCUACUACAUUAAAUGGAUAUGAAGGAACAGGAAAAACGUUUACUUUUAAAUUGUUAAAACAAUUAAAAAAAAAAUUCGUAACACAAUUAACAUAUGAUGAUUUUAAACAAAUCAAAUAUUUAUAUUUUGAUAAAGCUUUUAUAGAUAUAACUUUAAAAAGUCCAAUUAGAUAUAGUUAUGAUGAUCAAGUUGAAAAUUGGUUAAAUAAUUUUUUAUGUUUAAAUUGUAAUGAAACAUUUAGUAUUAAAAAUAAUUUAUUAUCCUCUCCAUCCAAAUGUCAGUUAUUUUUUGUUAAUAAAAAUGUAUUUAAAAAUUAUAACCAAACUAGCGAAAAUCUUUUAAAAAAAAUUAUGACCCUGUUCAUAACUUCUCAUUAUAAAAAUACACCAAACGAUUUAAUUAUGAUAUUAGAUUCACAACAACAUCAUUUAUUUGUCCUCAUAAGUUCAUCAAUCGAUACAAAUACAAUAUCUGUUAAUAAUAUUGAUCAAAUAGAUAUUUAUGGUGUUAUUCAUUGCUCUAUUGAUGGAAUAAUAGAUCAAUCAAAAAUAAAAAAGAUAGUUAAAGUUGAAGAUAUUUCUCAAAUUGUGAAAGAAAAAAAAAAUAUGACUGUUCAGGAUGGCAAUAACGAAAAUGCCAAACAAAAUGAUGGUGAUGAUGAACAGGAGGUAACGGGAAAUGAUGAAAAUAGCAAUGUAAUAAGUAAUCAUAUGCUAAAAAAUGAAAUUGAAGGAAAUUUAAUACCAUAUAUAAUUAGCGAUUAUUUUAAUUACUAUUUUUACAACUAUAUAGGAAUCAGAAUAGUUAGAAUAUCUAUUCAUCCAUCCAUGCAAAACUUAAAUUACGGUUCAGAACUUUUAAAGAAAGUUUAUGAAUAUUAUAGUUUGUACAACGACCCAAAGCGAAAUAUUAUUAACAGUACAGAAAACGAAAAAGAAAAUGUCAUAUUUUGUCAAUGUUCAGGCGAAACAAUAUAUUUUGAUAAUAAAUUAAAAAGAAUAGAUUAUAUUGGUACAUGCUUUGGCCUAACUAAAAAUCUUUUAAUUUUUUGGAAAAAAAAUAAUUAUAUUCCUGUAUAUUUAAAACAACAAAAAAAUGAAAUAACUGGAGAAUUUAGUGCAUUAAUGUUAAGACAUAUAAAUCCUAAACUCAAAAAUAUAUUUAUAACUUUUUAUUAUGACUUUGUCAGAACUUUUUGUAAUUUAUUACCUUAUUCCUUUAAAAGAUUAGAAUCUUUCAUAAUAUAUAAUUUGUUAAAUGAUAAUUACAAUUUAUUAUCUAACCCCCCUCGUGUUAGUCGAAUAAAUGAUUUGAAACAAGUUAUUCAAAAAGAAGAUGAAAAUAUUAGCAUAAAUGAAAAAACUCAGAAAACGAGAGAUGAUGAUUCUGAAGAAAAUAUAGACCUCGAAAAUAAUGACAUAAUAACUUCAUUUUAUAACAAAAAAGAAAAAUUAAAUGAAGAAAAUAUUUUUUAUUUUUUCCAUGCAAAUGAUAUAUGUAGGUUAAAAAGAUAUGUAUUAGAAAGUAGAAGUUCACAAGAAUUGUUAUAUUUGAUGGAUACAAUAGCUAAACUUAUAUUAUUUAAAAAAGUGAAAAUUGAUUUAAGCAUAUUAGAGUAUACGAUUCUAUAUGCUGUUUCUUUUCAAAAAAAAACAUUUGCUGAAAUAUCGGACGAAAUCCAAAUUAAUAUCAAUCAAACAAAUGCUAUUUUUAGGAAAAUAAUUCAUCGUUUCUACAAUUACAUAAAUGCCAUAAUGGAAAAGCAAAUCGAAAAAGAGGUCAAUGAAGAAUUUGAGCAAAAAUUAAAAAAAAAAAAAAAACGGCUCGCAAAUUCUGAACUCCCAUCAAAUGAAUAUGCAGAAGAAUUAGAACAAAAUUCUAAUAAUAUAAAAAAGAAACAAAAAAAAGAAAAAAUGGCACUCAUUCAACAAUUUAACUUAUCAGGGAGUAUUAAAAGAAAGCACAUAAAUUUAAAAGACAAUGCAUAA
Messenger RNA from Plasmodium berghei ANKA, 3468 nucleotides. RefSeq names its product N-acetyltransferase, GNAT family, putative. NCBI's taxonomy places the organism in Eukaryota, Apicomplexa, Aconoidasida, Haemosporida, Plasmodiidae. The coding region runs from base 1 to 3468 and encodes 1155 amino acids. The transcript is spliced from 3 exons. Gene Ontology annotation, molecular function: 18S rRNA cytidine N-acetyltransferase activity; tRNA binding; ATP binding. The record is from RefSeq and is a predicted model, not a curated record. Gene Ontology annotation, cellular component: nucleolus; 90S preribosome. Gene Ontology annotation, biological process: rRNA acetylation involved in maturation of SSU-rRNA.